AUGGAUCACAUAAGUGUUCACACUGGUGAGAAGCCGUUCACCUGCCCUCAGUGUGAUAAAAGUUUCCGAACAAAAUCAGAUCUAAGGCGUCACAUACGAGUUCACACUGGAGAUAAACCUUUCACGUGCCCUCAUUGUGAUAAGAGUUUUACAUAUAAAGGAGGUCUUCAGAUUCACAUGGAAGUUCAUAAAGGUGACAAGGAAAAGCGGAUCUCACGAAAGAGGAGAGACCCCGCGGAAAUUAAAGAGGAGGAUCAAGAAAACGAUGAAGUGGACGAUGAGUACUACAGUUUCAUAAUUGAAGAAAAUUCUUUCAGCUCCUCAGAAACUGAUGAGAAAUCCACUCAAGAGCGAACUGAUGCCAAAAAAUCUUUUGCUUGCCAUCUUUGUGAUAAGAGUUACACACACAAAGGGCAGCUAAACUAUCACAUAAGGAUUCACACUGGUGAGAGGCCUCACGCAUGCCCCUAUUGUGAGAAGACUUUCGUUAAAAACAAUCAGCUUAAGGUUCACAUAGGCAUUCACACUGGUGAGAGGCCGUUCGUCUGCCCUCAGUGCGAUAAGGGUUUCCGAACAAAAUUAAGUCUAGAGAGCCACAUACGAGUUCACACUGGAGAGAAACCUUACACCUGUCCUCACUGUGAUAAGUGUUUCCAAUCAAAAUCAAAUCUAGGGAGUCACAUACGAAUUCACACUGGAGAAAAACGUUUUACAUGCCUUCAAUGUGAUAAAAGUUUCACACAAAACUCAAGUCUUAAGACUCACAUACGAAUUCAUACAGGUCAGAAGCCUUACUCGUGCCAUCUGUGUGGUAAGAGUUACAAACAAGCACGAAGUCUCAAAGAUCAUCGCUGUUUCACUCGAACGAAGAGCUGUGAUUAG
Paramisgurnus dabryanus is the source of this 882-nucleotide messenger RNA. Lineage: Eukaryota; Metazoa; Chordata; Actinopteri; Cypriniformes; Cobitidae. The record is from RefSeq and is a predicted model, not a curated record.